GGGGGCGGGAUUUCCGCCGGAAGCCGUCUGGGCUGAUGCGCGAUGGCCUCUACAGCUAGGGCUGGAGGGGAAGAGCCUGUACUAGGUCUUCGGCCUCUCGCUGGUCUUGCUUGGGUCGACUCCUGAAGGGCCUAGGUCGGGGUCCGCCAGAGGGACCGAGGGGCGAAGUGUGUGUUCCUCCCUGGAGAAGGCCCGGCACAGUGACAUCUUCUUGCCUUCAGUUAGUGUUCACUGACCGCGUUUCCUUUACUCAGGCUCCCGCCUCGGGCCGGGAAGGAGCCCGCGAGUGCCCUGCGGGUCCGUGGAAACUCCCGUUCGCGGAGAUGCCAUACCUUGGCUCUGAGGACGUGGUGAAGGAACUGAAGAAGGCCCUGUGUAACCCUCACAUUCAGGCUGAUAGGCCGCGCUACCGGAAUGUCAUCCAGCGAGUCAUUAGGCACAUGACUCAGGGUUUGGACAUGUCUGGUGUUUUCAUGGAAAUGGUGAAGGCCAGUGCCACCGUAGAUAUUGUUCAGAAAAAGUUGGUGUAUCUGUAUAUGGGCACAUAUGCGCCUUUGAAACCGGAUCUGGCACUCUUGGCCAUCAAUACACUCUGCAAAGACUGCUCAGAUCCCAACCCGAUGGUGCGAGGACUGGCGCUACGGAGCAUGUGCAGCCUCAGAAUGCCUGGUGUGCAGGAAUAUAUCCAACAACCUGUCCUUAAUGGUUUGCGGGAUAAGGCUUCAUAUGUCAGAAGAGUGGCCGUCCUUGGCUGUGCCAGGAUGCACAAUCUUCAUGGGGACUCUGAAGUAGAUGGUGCUCUAGUCAAUGAGUUGUACAGUCUUCUGCGUGACCAGGAUCCAAUUGUGGUUGUGAACUGUCUGAGGUCUCUGGAGGAAAUUUUAAAACAUGAAGGAGGUGUUGUCAUUAAUAAGCCCAUUGCCCACCAUCUCUUAAAUAGAAUGUCAAAACUGGACCAAUGGGGUCAGGCUGAAGUAUUGAACUUUCUGCUCCGCUACCAACCCCGCAGUGAGGAGGAACUGUUUGAUAUUCUCAAUUUAUUGGACAGCUAUCUCAAGAGCAGCAGCACAGGCGUGGUGAUGGGAGCUACCAAACUCUUUCUGAUUUUGGCAAAAAAGUUCCCCCACGUACAAACUGAUGUGCUUGUACGUGUCAAGGGACCCUUGCUAGCUGCCUGUUCUUCAGAGAGCCGUGAGCUCUGUUUUGCUGCUCUCUGUCAUGUCCGCCAGGUAUUGCAUAGUUUGCCAGGCCACUUUAGCAGUCACUACAAAAAGUUCUUUUGCUCUUACUCGGAGCCCCACUAUAUCAAGCUGCAGAAGGUAGAGGUGCUGUGUGAGCUGGUGAAUGAUGAGAAUGUGCAGCAGGUGCUAGAGGAGCUUCGAGGAUACUGCACUGAUGUGUCUGCUGACUUUUCACAGGCUGCAAUCUUUGCCAUAGGUAGCAUUGCCAAGACUUACACAGACCAAUGUGUGCAGAUUCUAACAGAGUUGCUAGGACUUCGACAAGAACACAUUACUACAGUGGUGGUGCAGACUUUCCGAGACCUGGUUUGGUUGUGUCCUCAGUGUACUGAAGCUGUGUGUCAGGCCCUGCCCGGCUGUGAGGAGAACAUUCAAGACAGUGAGGGGAAACAGGCACUUAUUUGGUUACUUGGGGUCCAUGGGGAAAAAAUCCCCAAUGCUCCUUAUGUGUUGGAGGACUUUGUAGAAAAUGUGAAGUCGGAGACAUUUCCUGCUGUUAAGAUGGAGCUCCUGACCGCACUGAUGCGCCUUUUCAUCUCGCGCCCUGCUGAGUGCCAGGACAUGCUGGGGCGUCUAUUACAUUACUGCAUAGAGGAAGAAAAGGAUAUGGCUGUGCGAGACCGAGGGCUCUUCUAUUACCGCCUCCUGUUAGUUGGCAUUGAUAAAGUUAAGCAGAUCCUGUGUAGUCCUAAAUCUGACCCUUCUCUUGGACUUUUGGAGGAUCAGCCAGAACGACCUGUGAAUAGCUGGGCUUCAGACUUCAACACACUGGCGCCAGUGUAUGGCAAAGCCCACUGGGCAGCUAUCUCUAAAUGCCGGAAGGUAGAGCGGCUUGAGCUUCCUCCCAGUGCAUCCUUAGCCUCAUCAGGACACUUGGUUUCUGAAGAGAACAAAGAAGAGGUACAAGAGCCUCCUGAUUCUGAAGCUCUCAUGCUGGUCCCCAAUCUCCAGCUUACUGCUGAGUACUUUGAGAAAACAUGGCUUAGCCUCAAAGUUACUCAUCAGCAGGCAUUUCCUUGGCAGGGAGAAGUCCAGCCUGACACUCUGCAAAUGGCCCUAAAAGUAGUAAAUAUUCAGACCAUCGCAAUGAGCAGGGCUGGGGCACAGCCCUGGAAAGCCUACCUCAGUGCUCAGGAUGACACUGGUUGUCUCUUCUUAACUGAAUUGCUGUUGAAGCCUGAGAACUCAGAAAUGCAAAUCUCUGUGAAACAGAGUGAGGCAAGGACUGAAACACUCCGUGGUUUUGUUUCUGUCUUAGAAACUGUGAUUGGAACAAUUGGACACAUAAACUCUUAAGUUUUUCUGCUUGCCUUGAACGAGAUGAACAGCUGCCAGAGUUCUUCAUUUCCCUGUAAAGCUGAUUCUAAGUCCACGGAUCAAAUGCAAGAGAACGAAAAGUCUGGGGAUCCUGGCUCUUUUGUUUACCCAAAGUCUUAUGUUUACCCUCGUUCCCUUCAAGCCUGUCAGAGAUUGGUCCCAUUUUAAAAGGAGAAUGUAUGCAGCAGUGUUGCUAAGGGAUAAGGAUGGGAUGAAGGUAGGCUGGGGAUAGUUCUCUAAUCAUUUUAUGGUUGAAUUAUUUAUUAAAUAUGCCUAUCAUUUGUGGAAA
Molecule: messenger RNA, 2847 nt
Organism: Meriones unguiculatus (Mongolian gerbil)
Lineage: Eukaryota; Metazoa; Chordata; Mammalia; Rodentia; Muridae
Gene: Ap4b1
Product: adaptor related protein complex 4 subunit beta 1
Exons: 10
Coding region: 324-2537 (737 amino acids)
Biological process (GO): vesicle-mediated transport; intracellular protein transport
Cellular component (GO): membrane coat; clathrin adaptor complex
Molecular function (GO): clathrin binding
Source: RefSeq, a predicted model, not a curated record